This is a messenger RNA of Aspergillus ochraceoroseus IBT 24754, 1541 nucleotides long. RefSeq names its product zinc metalloprotease. Gene Ontology annotation, molecular function: metallopeptidase activity. Bases 448 to 1374 code for a protein of 308 amino acids. NCBI's taxonomy places the organism in Eukaryota, Fungi, Ascomycota, Eurotiomycetes, Eurotiales, Aspergillaceae. The record is from RefSeq and is a predicted model, not a curated record. The transcript has 4 exons.
CACCUCGGCGUACCAGAGUAGGGUUAUCAAGACAGGCGAUCCUCUCGCCGGUUAAAAAUAGACGGUGCAUCACAAAAAAACUUCACAAGCCCCGAUUCUUCCCUGAAGGCUCCUGGACUGACGCCAAUCACUUGGCGUUUCUUUUGCUGCUAUCCAACACGCCUUGGCCGUCUCGAUCGACAGGGUCCAUAUUCCGUACGGGCAACUGCCUAUCAGCUCUCCAACCUACGCUUCUCUUACAGGCUUCCAUCUGCCCUGAUCGGCCACAGGUCCGCAUCUAACCCUGCACCACUCGGAGAACACACUGUCUCCAACUGGAAACAAUGCAGAGUGUAUUUCAAGAUAUAAAGGGGACGGUUUCCCAGCUCCGGGUUUCAAUCAUUCACCUCGCCUCUCACCCGGAAUAACCUCACCACCCCCAAACCUCUUUCUAGACAACUCUACGCAAUGCGUUUCCUUCCCAUUCUUCUUGGGUUCGGCGCUCUCGUGUCUGCCCGGUGCGGCACCCACCAGCCCUCCGACGAGCUCAGAUCCCGCCACAAGUCCUAUCAGGAGCGCGAGGCUAGAGCCGGCUUCAAACCCGCAUCUCGUGACGUGUUUCAGACCACCAUUCAGACCUACAUCCAUGUCAUCCAGACCGACACUAGUAUGACCAAUAGCACUUCUCUCCAUGCUCAAAUUCUCAAACAGAUUGAUGUUCUCAACGAGGAUUAUGCGCCCACUGGAUUUUCUUUCAAUCUUGUCAACGUUUCCUACACCCGCAACAACGCCUGGACUUCAAUUGAAGAUGGCACCCCCAUUGAGUGGGAGGUUAAGAGUAGCUUGCGCCGGGGAGGUUACACCGACCUGAACCUUUACGUGGGCACUAUUGGUGGUAGCAUUCUUGGUUAUGCAACCUUCCCCAAGAACGAUGCCACCCUUCAAGAGUUCAAGCUGGACGGAGUGGUGAUUGAUACUCUCUCUCUCCCCGGCGGCACGGCUCCUUACGACCUCGGAAUUACUGCUGUUCAUGAAAUUGGCCACUGGCUGAACCUCUUUCACACCUUCCAACCCGGAAACGACGACAUCAAUGCUGAGCUCCCCGGCUGUCUUGGUUCUGGUGACUACAUCCACGACACCCCCGCUGAGGCGUUCCCUAACUUUGGAUGCCCCAAGCGCGUGGACACAUGUACGGGUGUUAACGAGACUUCGAACCCCACUUCUGAGCCUGGUCCUGACCCCAUCCACAACUUCAUGGACUACUCUGAUGACAAGUGUCUCAAUCAAUUUACCCCCGGCCAGGUUCUUCGUAUGCAGAACUCUUGGGUCGAUGAGCGUGUCUCGUACGCUCCUGCUAUGGUUGGCCGCCGUGCUCGCCCCGGACUCAAAUGGUAGAUGAUGAAAGGGACUCUGCAUUUCUUUCCUCUUGCAUUUCGUCGAGAUUAUGGGUAAUAGAAUGUGACAUUAUAUAUGAGGGUGAUUGUAGCAUAGUGGCUUGGAUAGAGUAUUGGGAUAGUACAGAGACGAUACCAUUCUGUCAAUAUAAUUUUCAAUUUCAUCAG